Messenger RNA from Adineta steineri, 1473 nucleotides. The record is from the annotation of a GenBank genome assembly. NCBI's taxonomy places the organism in Eukaryota, Metazoa, Rotifera, Eurotatoria, Adinetida, Adinetidae.
AUGUUAAUUUUGUUUCUCAUUAUUUCUAUAUGUAUUUUGUGUCUAAUCUACUUGAUUAUUUUAAUUUAUUCUCGACCAUUGCAUGGCAUUCCAAUUGCUGAUCAUUAUAAUCCUAUUUUCGGUCAUUUACUAACAUUUCUAAAGAACUUUGAUCAUGUACAUGAUGCUCGUCUUCAAGAAGCACUUCGACAAGAAUCUUUGGGACACGCAUGUUUUCAAGAACUUCUUCCUCUACUUCCACCUCGUGUUGAUCUUCUUACUCCUGAACUUGUCGAAUUUGUUCUUCGCUCUGAAUUCAAUUCAUUUGAAAAAGGAUCUAUAUUCACAGAGCCUUUCCUUGAAGUGUUUGGUCAAGGAAUCUUGAAUGUGGAUGGUGCACAGUGGAAGUUUCACAGACGAAUGGCUCAACAUCUUGUCACUCGAAAUGGAAUGAAUAAAGCACAGGAAGUAUUUAUCGAACAUGCCAAUCGAUUCUUAAAACUAUUAAGAAAUGUAAAGAGUGCUGAUAUGCAAGUUCUCUUUCAUCGUUAUACUAUGGAUUGUACUUGUGAACUUGUUUGUGGCUUCGAUCUUGAUUCUUUAUCGACACAAUCAACUGUCCCAUUCGUAGAUGCAUUUGAUAAUGGCAUAGCAAUUUCCGUUCGUCGAUUUCUCAUGCCCACGUUUCUAUGGAAAUUCAAACGAUGGCUAAAUAUAGGCGAUGAAAAAUUAUUGAAACAGUAUUGUCUGGUGAUCAAUGAAUUCGUAAUGGAUAUUGUUAAGGAGCACAAUGUAAUUGGAGACGAUCUAUUAAGUCGAUUGUUAGAGGAAGAAAAUAUGACGAAAGAACUCUUACGAGACAUUCUAGUGACUAUGAUAGCUGCGGGAAGAGAUACAGUAGCUGUUGCAUUAACACAUUUAUUUCAUAUGUUGCAUAAGCAUCCAGAUGUUGAACAGAAAUUGAUCGAUGAAUUACAUGAAAAAGCAAAUAAUGUAAUCAGCGAAGAAAUUCUGUCCAAUCUUACAUAUAUGGAUUGCGUCAUUCUUGAGGUAUGCCGUUUAUAUCCUCCAUUACCUCUUGACUUUAAAGUUUGUGCAAGAGAUAUACAUCUUCCUGGAGCAACAAAUAUUCUAUUACCCAAGUCAACCAUUGUCUCGUAUACACCGUAUCAUUUUCAUCGUCUCUCGUCUGUUUGGGGUCUGGAUGCAAUGGAUUUUAUACCUGAACGAUGGUUAGAUGCCGAUGGAAAAGUCAAAGUGGAGAGUCAAUUUAAAUUUCUUUCAUUUAAUGCUGGACCUCGACUUUGUUUAGGCAGAGCAAUGGCAUUAUUGGAAGUGAAAAUAUUAGCUGCAAUUUUAUUGAAUGAAUUUCAUUUCAAAUUAAAUGAUGAGAAGAAUUUCGAUACAAGGUUCAAAUUCACAACUACUUGUCCAUUUGCCAAUGGACUCAAUAUGAUUGUUAUGAGAAGAGAACAUGCAUCGACAAAUUCAUAG